Molecule: messenger RNA, 1639 nt
Organism: Spizellomyces punctatus DAOM BR117
Lineage: Eukaryota; Fungi; Chytridiomycota; Chytridiomycetes; Spizellomycetales; Spizellomycetaceae
Exons: 3
Coding region: 69-1499 (476 amino acids)
Source: RefSeq, a predicted model, not a curated record
UAUGGCUGGUGACAUUGUCGUUGGUUUUUGCAUGAUUGCCCAUUGUUCAUCGCUCCCAGCAAGUCAUCAUGUCGUCUUCAGACGAUGAUGCUGCACGACAGUUUUACCUUGACAACUACCUCCUCGUGAACCUCUCGUUCCUUGUUCUCGCCCCAAUACACCUCAUUGUCAUUUCACUCGUCUUUUACCGGUCCUAUGUUCUCGUCUUCAAGGAGAAAAAAGCACUGUCACUAUCACAGAGAAUACCAGUGUAUAUUGUAAUAGGAGAGUUUCUCAUGUUGACAAGCUUUGGAACGACAGCAUUGUAUCAAAUUAUCAAACAGCGACUGUUUACGGGAACAACUUGUCGAGCCAUGGGUGCUUUUACGGGCUACUUUGCUGCGGUCGAGUACCUUCUGUCCUCGUUUCUCUCUGCCUUUACCUAUGCUCGUGUGUGUCGGCAGUGGGAAGUGAGCUGGGGAAAGUACGACUGGGGCCUCCUCAUUCCAGCGAAUGGAAUAUGCCUCACUCUCCUUGUUAUUUGCUGGGAGACGAAUUGGUUCGGUCCCUUGGGAGAGUUUUCCUGUUUUAUUGACACGACCCAAGGUGAACACUCUCGAAAUAUCGCAAUUGCGGCAGUCACCCUGCUGCUAUGCAGUAUAGCUUCGGUCGUGGCGUUUUCAACGCCUGUCCUGGUCAAAAUUUGGAGAACAAGUCGUGAUCUGGAACGGGUGCUUGCAAUUACUGUUCAGGGUGGGAAGCUUGUUUUCGCUCAUUCUGAUGUCAAUAAAGCGGCCAGUAAAAUCACAGUCUAUGUAUUGGUCUACUCUGUCAAGUGGAUUAGUGGGGUGCCACUAUAUACCCCGCUGCUUGGACAAGGACCUGCACGAGUACCUCCUAUUUAUUACGUAUUCCCAUACAUCUUUUUCCACAUUGGGGGGAUCAUCAACGGAAUUGUGUAUUUGCUCUACGAAGACUUUAUCCCAGAGUUUAUCGCUCGACCACUAGCUCGAAGACGAGCUCGCCGACAGUUGCAACAGACAAUGGCUGCAGGGUGGGAUGUCGGAGAUAUGCUGGGGGUGAUGACCGGUUUGGAGGAGAGAAGAGACGAGUAUGUCUCGGUGAGUGUUCCUGUAUGGAACGGCACGAGUGGAAUGAAGGGCCGAACCAGUGGGGCAAGUCAAGGCAAUGCCAACAUUCCAUGCACUCUCGCGGGCGUUUCCCGGAGUUGGUCCGCCCCCGCAUACAUAGACCCAGAAGCAGAUGAAAAGUUUGAUACUCGGGACGAAAGAAUUGACUUAAAGACGAUGCUUAUAGAAGAACAAGACGAACAGAUAGAUCUGAUAACCAUGUUGGCUGGUGAACGACAAGAGUUGGAGGAUUGGGAGGCCGAAAAUGCAUCACAAGUGCCUCUGAAGGAUCCUACAGAUGAGUUGACGCUAUUGACUCAGGAGGCAUCCCCGACAGAUGAGGUGGAAGGGCAGACUUCCAACUCUGCGGAUACCAGCAAAAAGAAUUAAUUUCGUAGUCACUUUUAUGUGUUUAUGUUUCUUGCAUAGUUGUUUACAUAGUGUAUUGUAUAUAGAAUCAUUCUCGUAUCAUUAUUUGAUAUUUCACACAAAGAAAUAGAAUUCAUCUACUUGGAAGCGUAUAAACAAAA